Pseudoliparis swirei is the source of this 4000-nucleotide messenger RNA. RefSeq names its product A-kinase anchor protein 7-like. NCBI's taxonomy places the organism in Eukaryota, Metazoa, Chordata, Actinopteri, Perciformes, Liparidae. The record is from RefSeq and is a predicted model, not a curated record. Gene Ontology annotation, molecular function: protein kinase A regulatory subunit binding. Gene Ontology annotation, cellular component: cytosol.
AUGGUGUUUCUCCAAAUCGGUCACGCGCCCCGGCCGUGUGUCACGCGCCUCGGCCGCGUCCCGCUGAGACCGACCAGAACCACGUGUUCAAAAAUGGUUCGCGUCCAGCGGCUGCUCGCUGUCAAUGAACUCGCCGCCGCCUCGGGAGGCUGCGUCCCAUUUCUACUUUUGAAGCUGCCUGCACACCGGUUCCGAGUGAAGGUUACACUCGUCCUCCCUGUGUUAUGCUCAGUCCUGUCUGCAGCAGCUAUGCAGCCGGCCAAAGAGAGGACACUUGUUUUAGAUGAUGAGGAAGAGGAGGAGGUGGAGGGUGUGACCAAAAAAAAGGAGGGGAAGAAGACGAGUCCAGGUCGGGUGGAUGCAGCCAGCACAGAGGUCCAACAAGCCCCCGGAGCCUCCACAGUGCCAGAGAGGCAUACGAGGACGCAGAUGAGGAGGGCGAAGAAGAAACUGAUAAAGAAGCAGCUCAAGGCGGCUGAUACUUUGGGUACUUUAAUGUCGGAGCUUCCGUUUUCUCUGACCAGCCCCACGUCAUGGAAAGAGCUCGGAUUCUCCAGCUCAAAGUCAGCCCAGACGGAGAGGAAGAGGGAGAGGAAGAGGAAGAGAGGAGACAACGGAGGACGAGUGGACAGUGAAGAGGAUGCUGAGAUGAAGAAGAAAAAGAGGGAGAGCCAACGACCCAACUACUUUGUCUCCAUCCCCAUCACCGACACACAGAUCAGUUCCGCUGUGCUCGAGGUCCAAGAGGCGGUGCUUCAGCAGGAGCCCCGAUUGGCCAGAGCCAUGAUCCCGGUGCCCACUCUCCACAUCACGCUGUUAGCCACUCACCUCGCCAGUCAGGAGCAAGUGGACCUGGCGGCAACCGUGCUGGCUCAGUUCGAGCCCUCAUUGGCUGAGCUCCUGGGUGGGCGGGACCUUGUGCUGCCCUUCUCGAGGAUCGGCCACUUCAGGAAGGAGGUGGUGUUUGUUGGACUGGCCCCCGGACAACACCGACGCACGCUGGACAGUGUGGCAGAGUUGCUGCGCAGCCAAUUUGAGGAGCGGGGUCUUCUGCAAGAAGGCAAUCGUGGGUUUGAACCCCACCUCACCAUCAUGAAGCUGUCCAGAGCAUCAAAGCUACGGUCCCAGGGUAUAAAGCGUGUGGACCCGGCCCUCUACUCCAACUACACAAGCAAGUGCUUCGGAGACCAGAUAGUCGAGCGGGUGGAUCUUUGUUCCAUGUUGAAAAAGAAGCAACGAGAUGGAUAUUACCACACUGAGACGUCACUACAACUUGAUUUGAACCCUCUCCAAGCCAAACGGUUAAGUGGGCGUCGCCGGUCUGAGCCCGACGAGGCGGAGCUCCUGAGGGUGAGCAGGCGAUUGGUCGAGGACGCCGUCCACCGCGCCGUGCAGCAGUACAAACAGGAAACUCUUCAGAACGGGGGCGGGCCCAACGCCACGUCACCGCAGCCCCCGGGAAACACCGAGGAGACGGCAGCGGCGAAGACGGACACUACCGCUUACGCCGCCGCAGACGGCAGGAAGUGACAUCGGACCGAGGUACCAGAGACUGACGAACCAGCCGCGCCAGAAAAAACGCCAGCCGGGCCGAACAAGGAGAGGGGUCACGGGGUCAUGGGGUCACGGGGCCCCUGGGCACAAAGCCUGAACUCGACACAAUGCUAUUCCAAUAGAGACUGUAGCUUGAGUUCAGGCGAACGCCCCAACAGGCCGACUGUUGGUCACGACCUCCUCCAGCUGUCGGUCUGCGUUUGCACUUCAGACCCAGAAACCAUGCGCGGCCCUCGUCUAGAGACACGCAUGUCACAUGUCACGUGUCACAUGUCACGUCUAGAGACACACAUGCGGGGCUCACUCUGACCUGCCACUAACAAACUGCCCUUUUCUUGAAUAAGAUGAAUCGUUCUGUGUCGAUUGUUCGGUUUGAUCAUCACCUGCACUUAAAAUGGGACCUGAUCAUCUUUAAAAAAAAAAAAAAAUGAAACUUUUCCUUAACUUUCUUAUUUGCGGGGAAGAAAAUAUUUUGCUUUUCCUUCAGCGUCGCCGUCUUGAUUGACAGAAGAUUCUGCUCAUCUUUGUGGUUGAAUGGGAUUCAGUGAAGAGAGCUGGCGUGACUGUGGUGUGACUGCGUUCUCCAAACUUCAGGAUGAGAUGCUGGUCUUUAGUCUGUGACAGAUUUUUGUCGUAUUUUGGGGCAAAUCUGGCUUCCAAAUUACUCUCUUUUUUUUUGAGCAACCUUUAAACUUCCAGCAUUUAAUUUGACUUCUCUCAUAAGGUGUCUUAUGACUGCAUCUUUGUCUUUUAUAGUGAUCUCAGCUGUGCUUUAAGGAGUAUACAUUGUUGUUUAAUUAACCCAAACGAGAGAAUCAUCACCUCCCGUGUUUUCAAACAGAAACUAACCUUUUGUUUUGAAGGACUCCUCUGUUGCUCCGCCAACUGCUCUCCCUGUGUCACUUUAACUCAUCUCCACUGAUAGCACUAACUUUACAAAAAACGACUAGGAGACAGUUCAUCGCCGACGCUAAAGAUAAAAUAACACUCCAACAAAACACUACAAGUUGUCACGAGAGCAUUUUCACUCCAUUAACGGCAAAACUUCCAUUAAUGCCCUGUGUGCUUCUCAAAUGAAAACUAUUAUUACUACUACCACGCACAGGCAUUAAUUACAUAACUCCUGCUUCCUGAUCAUUUAUGAAUGAAUUAGAUUUUUUGUUUACAUGCUAUAUCUAAUGAUUUUGAAGGCAGCAGCAACACGCGCACAUGGCUCGGUGGUCACUGGGAGUACUGAUGUGAAGGAGCUUUUAUUUUGUAGUCCUGCACGUCAGAGCGUUCACAGCCGAGCGAGUUCUUCUCUGAUGUCGGCGAGGUCGGGCUGGAAGCCCUCCGGCUCCGGAUCUCAGCGUCUUCCAUCCAUUUAUUUUGGUUCCAAAACCUUUUGAAAUCCAUUCAGAAAAACACCGUGUGACAAUUAGGGGGGAUUGUUUGAAUUGUUUUAAGGUUUUCAUUCUUUGAGGAUGACGAUGAUGAUGAUGAUGAUGAUGAUGAUGGAAAAAGCUCUUGAUUUGCUCUCUGAUAUUAAAUGUUAUUUUUUUAUCCUUUCUAACUAUUAUUUAUAAUGCGUUGCUGUCCCUCCCUGAAAUAAAUUAAUUUCAUGUGCAAAGAUAUUUUAUUGUGGGGGGAAAAAUGAGAAAAAAGAGGCGCUUUGUUUGCAAAAGCACAAUUUUUUUAAACCGUCUUUGUUUUGACUUUUUAAAGAGCAGGUAAAUCAAAUCACCUCUGUUCAGAGUGGCCUUAAGUCACGAGAAACAAACAGACGUAUCUGUAAGUGCUGAAAGAUGCAUAACUUACAUCGCCAUCUGUCUCGCCCGUGGAGGCUGUUUGGGGGAUGACGGCUUGUUUUGCGGAGAUAUUUUGCCUCUCGAUGUAAACCUGUGGAUUCUUUAAUUAAAUGUUAAAGAUCGGCCACCGCGAAACACAAUUCACCUACGUGUUAGAAGAUGGAUCCCUGCACCGUUGGCUCUUUGAAACGUCGAUAGCGGGUGAACUGUGUCGCGGUGGACCAGGAUCGUUUCUGUUUUGAUCUUUUAUUGUCACCUGGAUCCUUAAUCUCCUUAAAAUCCCCUUUAAUACACAAAUUGUCGUGUGUGUGUGUGUGUGUGUGUGUGUGUGUGUGUGUGUGUGUGUGUGUGUGUGUGUGUGUGUGUGUGUGUGUGUGUGUGUGUGUGUGUGUGUGUGUGUGUGUGUGUGUGUGUGUGUGUGUGUGUGUGUGUGUGUGUGUGUGUGUGUGAUGUUUGAUCAGUGGUUCUCCAGAGAAAUGAUUGUCUCUAUCAAUCAUGAAAACUCAGAUGUGUGUGUGUGUGUUCGAAUGUGUGUUUUCUGUUUGUCUUUCCAUCUGUCCGCGUGUGCGUGUGACCGCGCGGGUGUGUUAUUGUACCGUGUUGUGUAUCUUGUUCUGCCAUAUUUGAACAAUAAAACAGGAUAUGAGAUUCAAAACCAA